GUCUCUCUCUGCUAGAAUAGAUUGUGACAUAUUGAAAUGGAUUUGAAAGCCGCUGGUAUAAAAGACCUUACACCCUUCAAAGUACUGCUUAUUUCAUAGUUACUUCAAAUAAAGUAAAUAAUGAUUUAAAUUUCGACUUUUGAAUCCGAAAGAUCGUACUGGUAAGGUUUCGGAUCCUCUGAUUUUCCAAACCUUCUUCAUUUUCAUCCUCUUUAGAUCCCUCAACCUCUUUCACAAUUUUUGUCUUAUCUCUCAACUUCAGUUGCGGCAGACUUAAUGGAGUUUUGAUUGAUGCACAGUUUUCGAGUGUCUGAUGGAUUUCGAUAAACUGAAAGUAACUGAUGGGCUUGAGGUGGCCCAGCAGAAUGGGGAUUAUAUGCAAUUUAUUGUGCCUGGAGAACAUAGGGAUGUUUCAGACGAUGCUUAUGGGACCGUUGAAGAGGUUACAGAGACUGUUGGGUUAAAUGGAGACUCAGGAAGUGUUCCCAAGUUGGUCGAGAGAAGAAUUAGUGGGGAGGUUAGGGAUGGAUCAAAUGCUAACGUGGAAAGCAAUGACUCCAAUGUUUCUCAGGUUGGGAAAGUUAAAAAUGCUGAUACCUCACGGGAUUCCAAACCUGUGAAGGGUAAUGGCACAAGCAAGAACGAGAAGCCCUUAAAUCCAAAAAGCGUUUCGUCAACCUUGAUGAAGAAAAGUAGGGAUGGCAAAAAUGCUGAGGCAUCAUCAGCUGUUUCAAAUGGUUCUGUUGGCAUGAAUUCACACUCCAAACAAUCUUUUAAAACCAGGUCUUUCAAUGACAGACUGCCCCAUUUAUCUAAGGUGAAGCAAUCUGGAAAUUCUGAUGCAGCGUCAUCUGAAGGCCUUGUGGAGAAGACAAUACGGAAGCCUGUGAAGAAAGGUCCUGUUGAAAAAGCUGAAGAAGAUGUAGAAUCUACUCUGUAUCCCUUUAUUGUUGUCUUUCUCAUCCUUUUGUGGUUGAGACGGGGUGUCAUCUAGGUUUCUUUCAAAUAUUUUUUGUUCUAGAAUCCCAUUUGUAGUAAAUUCGCAUUUAUUAGUUUAUCCUUAAGUACUUUUUAGUUCUACAGCAGGAGAUACCAAGCCUCGGAAGGCGGGUGCACUUCCAAAUUAUGGUUUCAGUUUUAAGUGUGAUGAGCGAGCUGAGAAAAGGAGAGAGUUCUACUCUAAACUUGAGGAGAAGAUUCAUGCCAAGGAAUUAGAAAGAAGUAACUUGCAAGCCAAAUCUAAGGAAACUCAAGAUGCGGAGAUUAAGAUGCUCAGGAAGAGUUUGACCUUUAAAGCAACUCCCAUCGCGAGCUUCUACCAAGAGCCUCCUCCUCCUAGAGUGGAGUUAAAGAAGAUAUACCAACAACAAGAGCCAAAUCUCCCAAACUUUGUAGAAAGAAGUCCUUGACUUCUGUGGAAACGGAUGGAAAUGGUAACCCCAGCACUCGACCAAGCCAACUAAGUCUGGAUGAGAAAGCAUCUCAGAGCAACUCUGCCAAAGGAAUUUCUCCUGUACAAUCGAAGAAGCCACAACGGAAGUCCCUUCCUAAACUGCCUUCUGAAAGGAGCAAUUUAAACAAUUCCAGCAAGGAAGAAAAGAUGACAUCACCAAAAGCAGCAAAUGAGGAAAAUACCACUUCAUUGACUGCAACAAAGGAAGCUGAUUCUCUCAUCCAGGAGUCAGCUUCUGCAACUGGUUCAAAAGAAACUCAGCUCGGUGCAGAGGAGGAACCAGCAGUUGGGGAGCAAGAUGAACCCACCUUAGUACAAGAACCCAUGGCAUUGGAGGGUCAAGUUCAUUAGCAGUUGGAAUUGGAUGCUUAUACAAAGUUGUUGACUUGAUAUUGCGUAAAUAAGAAAGGUUUUAGACUCAAACUAUUUGAUGAUGAAAGAGUGAAGGAUUCUGCAUUUGGGUUGUGAUGACAUAUUGUCCAUAGUUACCAGCAUUGGUUGUUUGUGUGCUUGCUUAGAAGCUUGCUGGUCUUGUCACUAAGAUUCUGCAUUCCUAAUUGGAGCAGUGUGUGUUAUAAUUUGCCAAGUUGCUAUCCUAAUUGAUGUUGUUUAGUUGCCAGCUUAGUGCAUUAUCACAGGUGUUGUUUGUUUAAAGGGGUUGCGCUUGAACAAUGGAAUUGUCAAUUAAGGCUGAUUUUGUGUUGUGGACAAUUUUUUCCCCCUUUCUGUGAACUGCUUCUUUAUGUUCAUCUUUAUAUUUCUGUUGUAAUGAGGUGUUUUUCUUUUUCAAGGGUUCCAUUGAA
Molecule: messenger RNA, 2256 nt
Organism: Pistacia vera
Lineage: Eukaryota; Viridiplantae; Streptophyta; Magnoliopsida; Sapindales; Anacardiaceae
Product: protein WVD2-like 5
Exons: 8
Coding region: 314-994 (226 amino acids)
Source: RefSeq, a predicted model, not a curated record